AAGCAAGUAACCUUGAUUAUUACAGAUAUUCAGAAAGAAAAAACAGAGAGGGGAAGAAAAUGGAGAGAAAGGCUUUGUCAUUUCUUUUGAUGUGUGUGGUGAUUGGAAUGUCUGUUGGGCAGUCCAAUGCUUUCUGGCAUGGUUUCAAGGAUUGCAUGAAGAAUUGUUUGAUUCAAUGUGCUAUUCCUCCAUGGACGCCUUCUUGCCCUGCUAUGUGCAUGGGUAAGUGCAUCAUCCACCCAUUUGCAAAAGGCACUGAAAGCUCCCAUCAGUUCUGCACUUCUGGCUGUGCUACCUCCAAGUGCUACAAGCUCAUCUCUAAAGAGAAUGACCGUUUGGAUGAAGUGGAAAGCUGCGUUAACGGCUGUUCACAAACAUGCGUUAUCAAUUACAGGCCUGCAAACUGAUAGAAAAGAGCUUUUAACAGAUUGAUUCGGUUGAAAAUGGUGUCCUUAGAGUUGAAGAUUCCUGAAUAAGAUGUCCCCGUGGAAGUACAGAUAAAUAAUGAGUGUACCUCAGCUAUAAACACAGUUGUAUACGAUUAAUAGAGUGUUAUUCCUCUAAUAAUUAAUGAUCAUCCAUUCCUUUGAUCUUCUAUAA
Messenger RNA from Ricinus communis (castor bean), 600 nucleotides. RefSeq names its product thionin-like protein 2. Bases 60 to 407 code for a protein of 115 amino acids. The transcript has 2 exons. The record is from RefSeq and is a predicted model, not a curated record. NCBI's taxonomy places the organism in Eukaryota, Viridiplantae, Streptophyta, Magnoliopsida, Malpighiales, Euphorbiaceae.